This is a messenger RNA of Hibiscus syriacus, 3220 nucleotides long. Its product is annotated as kinesin-like protein KIN-7F. Bases 28 to 3165 code for a protein of 1045 amino acids. Gene Ontology annotation, biological process: microtubule-based movement. The transcript is spliced from 12 exons. Lineage: Eukaryota; Viridiplantae; Streptophyta; Magnoliopsida; Malvales; Malvaceae. The record is from RefSeq and is a predicted model, not a curated record. Gene Ontology annotation, molecular function: microtubule motor activity; microtubule binding; ATP binding.
GGGUUGGGUAAGAGAGAAACGGGAACAAUGAAUGAGGAAGCGGAAAUUCAAGAACAAGGAGAGAAAUUUUUUGUUUCCGUUAGAUUAAGGCCAUUGAACGAUAAAGAGAGAGCACGGAACAGUAUAUCUGAUUGGGAAUGCAUUAACAAUGACACCAUUGUUUUCAAAAACAGCUUGCCUGAACGUUCCAUGUUCCCUGUUGCCUACUCAUUUGACAGAGUAUUUGACUGUGACAGCCCUACAAGUCAAGUGUACGAGGAAGCAGCUAAAGACAUAGCAGUUUCAGUACUAAAUGGUAUUAAUUCGAGCAUAUUUGCUUAUGGGCAAACAAGCAGUGGAAAGACAUAUACGAUGAGGGGGGUCACUGAUUAUGCAGUAGCGGAUAUAUAUGACUACAUAGAAAGGCAUCAAGAAAGAGAAUUUUUCGUGAAAUUCUCUGCCAUGGAGAUAUAUAAUGAAGCUGUGAGAGACCUUCUUAGCUCGGAUAGUACCCCACUCAGACUCCUAGAUGAUCCAGAGAGGGGAACCGUUGUGGAGAGACUAACUGAGGAGACUCUAAGAGACAAGGAACAUCUUCAGGAGCUCCUUUCAAUCUGUGAAGCUCAAAGGCAGAUAGGAGAGACUGCUUUGAAUGAAACUAGCUCGAGAUCACAUCAGAUUUUGCGGCUGACAAUUGAAAGUUUUGCUCGUGAUUAUGCUGAAGCCGGAAAUUCAAGCGUUCUUGCAGCUUCAGUGAAUUUUAUUGAUUUAGCUGGAAGCGAGCGUGCCUCUCAGACCUUAUCUGCUGGUGCAAGACUGAAAGAAGGCUGCCACAUAAAUCGAAGUUUAUUAACUCUUGGAACUGUGAUUCGCAAACUAAGCAAAGGAAGAAAUAGCCAUGUACCUUAUAGGGAUUCUAAGCUAACGCGCAUACUUCAGAAUGCCUUAGGAGGCAAUGCCAGAACAGCCAUCAUUUGCACUAUGAGUCCUGACCGUAGUCAUGUUGAACAAUCGAGAAACACUCUCUUAUUUGCAAGCUGUGCUAAAAAGGUAACAACCAAUGCACAAGUCAAUUUAGUUAUGUCAGAUAAGGCAUUGGUAAAGCAAUUGAAAAGAGAAUUGGCUAGACUGGAGAACGAAAUGAAGAGCGUCGGCUCAACACCAAACAAACUUGAUACGGCUAGUAUGAUGAGAGAGAAAGAGCUACUCAUUGAGCAGAUGGCCAAAGAGAUAGAAGAAUUGACUCGGCAACGUGAUCUUGCUCAAUCGCGAGUUGAGAAUUUGCUACUCUCAGUUAGAGAAGUUCAAAUGUUAACGAGUGCCAACUAUUCAUCAUCAAAUUCAUCAGAAGUGAUCAAUGCUCCCUGUACGGUUGAUUACUGCAAGCAUAUGGAUACUGUUGCACCAAGAGUGCCUAUGACCAACACCCAAUAUCUGGAACCUCUACCUCUAGAGAUCUAUGAAGAGGAACGUCAUCUCCAUAGAAACACUCUAAUGUUGGCUGAACCUGAAGCAGGCAACGACUACAAGGAGGUUGCUCUAAAAAUGGAUGAAGAAUUUGAAGAUAACUGCAAGGAAGUUCGAUGCAUUGAAUUUGAAGAGUCGAACAUUAAGCUGAAUGAAAAAGCUGAUGUUUGCUCUUUGAUUCCUGAGAUCAAUGAAGGAAAAUUAACUGUCAACACUGAUGAAUUACCAAUUGGUCCCGAGGAACAGGAAGGGAAACCAGCCAUGACGGAAUCCGUCAUCAAGGAAAUAGAAGCAGAUAAUUUAUCAGUUAUUCCUGCGGAUGAGGAAGAAAAAGUAUCCCUCACUGCUGCUGAGGAUAUAGAAGGAAAAUUAACUGGGACAGAGUCACGUAUUGAGAAGCAGGAAGGCGAUGGCUUCUACUGUAAUCCUGAUGAAAAUCAAGUAAAAUUAACUGGGACAGAGGCAAGUAUUGAGAAGCAGGAAGGUGAUGGAUUCUACUGUAAUCCUGAUGAAAAUCAAGGAAAGUUAGACAUGACUAUAACCAUGAAAGAAAAUGUAGUAUCAUCCCCUCAAAAGGAAGAUUUGCAAUCAUGUCAUGUUAAUAAAGAUGAAACUUGCGAGGCACUGAAACAAAAAAUACAGGAGUUGCACAAGACCAUCAAAUUUCUAGUCACUUUGGGCGAUUCGCCUUCUGCAUUAGAUGGAAGUACUAUUUCUGGUAGCCCUACCUUGAGCAGAUGCAAAAGCUGCAGGGGGAUUAUUACAACCGUGCCAUCUUCACCUGACUUUAAGAACCCACAACAUAAUGAAAGCACGCAUCCUUCCACAUCAGUUGAAAAGGACUUGUUUCAAAGGGAAAAAGCCCUCUCCUGUAAGCUUUCUGGACUGAAAGGCGACAACAGAAAUGGAAAGAUGUCCAGAGGUCAUUCUCAAAAUUCAUUUAGCAGCGGCUGUGGGGAAGCACAAAGCGUGAAAGAUAUAGAUGGGGAAGACAAUUGUAGUGAAGCCAGUUUUGCUCCUCGGCCAUGGAAGUUAUAUGGUAAUAGUUCUAUGAGAAGAACUUCCGUGUCCACUGAUUUUUCUGAAUGUAGCAGUGUGACAAAACGGCUACCCGAAAAACAAAAUGAUGAGGAUCCGGCACCUGAAACCGAGAAUGCCGUGAAACUGCAUGAUAGUUGGCCCGCUGAAUUCGAGAAUUUGCAGAAAAAGAUAAUUGAACUUUGGGAUGCAUGCAAUGUACCAUUAAUCCAUAGAACCUAUUUCAUCAUGCUUUUCAAAGGUGACCCUUCUGAUUCUAUUUAUAUGGAGGUAGAGUUCAGAAGAUUGUCUUUUCUAAAGAACUCCAUGCCAUUGGGAAGCAAAGGUUUCAAAGAUACUACAUUUGACACAACAGCUUCAAGUGCAAAGGAUUUGAUACGUGAGAGGAAAAUGUUGUGCAAGCAAAUACAGAAGUUGUCGAAGAAGCAGAAAGAGGAAGUGUACAAGCAGUGGGGAAUUGGGUUAAACACCAAGCAAAGGAGCGUACAACUGUCGCAACUUAUAUGGUCAAAGUCGCGGGACAUGGGACAUGUGAAAGAGAGUGCAGCUCUAGUGUCGAAGUUGCUGGGGUUUUUGGAAUCGGGUCAAGCACCCAAGGAGGUAGUCGGACUCAGCAUCUUGCCCCAAUCCAGAACCCGAAGAUCCACCAGAUGGAACAACGUCCUUCCUCCUUUGUUAUAGAAAAGGUAGAGAACAACACUAUCUAGGUUCAUACAUUGUCAUGUUUGCUGAAAUC